Closterium sp. Naga37s-1 is the source of this 468-nucleotide messenger RNA. Lineage: Eukaryota; Viridiplantae; Streptophyta; Zygnematophyceae; Desmidiales; Closteriaceae. The record is from the annotation of a GenBank genome assembly.
AUGCCUCGUUUUAAGACCGCGUUCAAUGGAUACUCGGCUCGCUUCAGUCCGUUUGUGGAGAAUCGACUGGCUGUCGCCACGGCACAGAACUUCGGCAUCAUUGGCAACGGUCGCCUGCACGUACUCGAGCUCUCCCCAGGAGGCGGGUUGGUGGAGGUGAUGGCGUAUGACACGGCAGAUGGACUGUACGACUGCUGCUGGAGUGAGGCGAAUGAGAAUCUUCUUGUGACCGCCAGUGGCGAUGGCAGUGUGAAGAUAUGGGACUUGGCUCUCCCCCCCGCCAGCAACCCCAUCCGCAGCUUGGAAGAGCACAUUCGAGAAGUCCAAUCAGUGGACUGGAACGUUGUGCGCCGUGACUCCUUCCUCUCAUCAUCCUGGGACGAUACAAUCAAGUUAUGGGCGUUGGAGUCUGGGCAGUCCCUGGGGACGUUCAGGGAGCACACGUACUGUGUCUACUCUGCUGUCUGA